Molecule: messenger RNA, 1194 nt
Organism: Adineta ricciae
Lineage: Eukaryota; Metazoa; Rotifera; Eurotatoria; Adinetida; Adinetidae
Source: the annotation of a GenBank genome assembly
AUGUCAUUAGAAGGAGGAAUACAUGUUGGAGCCAAAACUGAUUACGAAUUCUAUACAGUUGAAGUUGGUGAUACAACAUUUCGCAUUUUACGUCGUUAUAUAAAUCUUCGUCCUAUUGGAAGUGGCGCACAAGGUUUUGUUUGUGCUGCAUUCGAUUUAUUAACACAAACAAAUGUUGCUAUAAAAAAGUUAUCGAGACCAUUUCAAAAUGUAACACAUGCAAAACGCGCUUUUAGAGAAUUUUCAAUUCUUAAACUAGUUAAUCACAAAAAUAUUAUUUCAUUAUUAAACGCAUUUACUCCAUCAACAAGACUUGAUGAAUUUAAUGAUGUUUAUAUUAUAAUGGAAUUAAUGGAUGCCAAUCUUUGUCAAGUUAUACAAAUGGAUUUAGAUCACGAAAGAAUAUCGUAUUUACUUUAUCAAAUUUUAUGUGGAAUAAAACAUCUUCAUACCGCGGGAAUUAUUCACAGAGAUUUGAAACCUUCGAAUAUUGUUGUCAAAUCUGAUUGUACAUUAAAAAUUCUCGAUUUUGGUUUGGCAAGAACAGCUGGAACAUCAUUUAUGAUGACUCCAUAUGUUGUUACAAGAUAUUAUCGGGCACCUGAAGUUAUUCUCGGAAUGGGUUACAAAGAAAAUGUUGAUAUUUGGUCUGUUGGAUGUAUUUUUGGUGAAAUGAUACGUGGUCAAGUCAUUUUUCCUGGAUCAGAUCACAUCGAUCAAUGGAAUAAAAUUAUUGAACAAUUGGGAACACCACCAAGAGAAUUUCUGUCUCGUUUACAACCAACUGUUCGAAAUUAUGUCGAAAAUCGACCUAAAUACACUGGUUAUCCACUCGAACGAUUAUUUCCAGAUCAAUUAUUUCCACCUGAUUCUGAACAAAGCAAAUUAACAGCAUCAUUAGCUCGUGAUCUUCUUGGUCGAAUGUUAAUCAUUGAUCCUGAUCGUCGAAUGUCUGUUGAUGAAGCAUUAAAUCAUCCAUAUAUCAAUGUUUGGUUUGAAGAUUCUGAAGUCAAUGCUCCUGCACCUGGACAAUACAAUCAUAUGGUUGAUGAAAGAGAAUUUACAGUUGAUCAAUGGAAAGAAUUGAUCUUUCAUGAAGUUAUUCAAUACGAAGGAGAACAAAUUCAAAAGUAUACGAAUGGAAAUAAUACACAACAAUCGAAUAAUCAGACGACUGAUCAACCUAUGGAAUAA